AUGACUGAAGAAUAUGGGAGAGGGACGUGCAAUGACCUAUUGGUUACAUUGUUGGAUUCUCUCAAAAUUGAUAACUUCAGCAGUCCAUAUUCCGUUAAUGGAUGGAGCAAUGAAUCAGUGGUUACUGAAUUCAUUUUGCUGGGCCUAUCCAGCUCUCGAGAAAUCCAGCUCUUCCUUUUCUUUAUCUUCUCUGUGUUUUAUGGAGCUGCAGUGCUGGGAAACCUCCUUAUCAUCCUCACAGUAAUUACUGACUCUCGCUUGCAUUCGCCAAUGUACUUUCUCCUCAGCAAUCUCUCCUUCAUUGAUGUGUGCCAGGCUACCUUUGCCACUCCCAAGAUGAUUGCAGAUUUCCUCAGUGAACAUAAGACCAUCACUUUCCAAGGAUGUAUGUCACAGAUCUUUUUCUUGCAUGUUUUUGGAGGUAGUGAGAUGGUGCUCCUGGUUGCCAUGGCCUAUGAUAGAUACAUCGCUAUUUGCAAACCUCUGCACUACAUGACCAUCAUGAGCCGAAGGGUGUGCACCGUUCUGGUGGGGGUCUCCUGGACCAUUGGCAUCCUGCACUCAGCCAGCCAUCUGGCAUUUACAGUCAAUCUGCCUUUCUGUGGACCCAACAAGGUAGAUAACUUUUUUUGUGACCUCCCCCUAGUGAUCAAGCUGGCCUGCUUAGACACCUAUGUUUUGGAGAUCCUGGUGCUCACCAACAGUGGCCUGCUCUCGCUUAUUUGUUUCCUCCUUUUGCUCAUUUCCUACAUUGUCAUUCUUGCUACUGUCCAUCACCAAGCCCCUGGUGGGAUGUCUAAGGCACUCUCCACCCUAUCUGCCCACAUUACUGUUGUGGUUCUGUUCUUUGGUCCGUUAAUCUUCAUCUAUAUUUGGCCCUUUGAAAGCUUUCCAAUUGAUAAGUUUAUUUCUGUGUUUUUCACUGUCUUUACUCCUCUCCUUAACCCUGUAAUUUACACUUUGAGGAAUAAAGAUGUAAAGGAAGCCAUCAAGAAGCUAAGGAGUCAACAUGUGCAUUCCAAGCAGGUUUUUUAA
This is a messenger RNA of Tupaia belangeri chinensis (Chinese tree shrew), 1035 nucleotides long. RefSeq names its product olfactory receptor 4K1. Gene Ontology annotation, biological process: G protein-coupled receptor signaling pathway. Bases 1 to 1035 code for a protein of 344 amino acids. Lineage: Eukaryota; Metazoa; Chordata; Mammalia; Scandentia; Tupaiidae. Gene Ontology annotation, cellular component: membrane. Gene Ontology annotation, molecular function: olfactory receptor activity; G protein-coupled receptor activity. The record is from RefSeq and is a predicted model, not a curated record. The transcript is spliced from 3 exons.